AUGGUUGAGAUUGUCGAAGAGCCCGAUGAUGGUAGCCAGCCGGGCGCGAGCUCGAGCCGCCCACAACCCGCAAACAUGCCAACAAUUGUGCAAUAUGUUUCGUCGCACACCAUCGAUAGUGUCAUGUUCGCCGCAAGGCUGCUCACCGUGUUCUUCGCGAUCAAUUACAUGCUUCCAAUCUUCGCAAUUUUCGAUCCAUUCGCCGCCUACUACAAACUCUUCGCCGCUUCCGCCGCCACGUUCGCGCUGCGUCUUCACACCCGCACUCAAGGCCGAAUCUCGUUCACACGCGAGUUCCUAUCGACGCUCGUCAUGGAAGACGCGUUCCACUAUCUGAUCUAUUCGGUUCAAUUCCUAAUGGCACCGCCCGUCUCGAUGGCAAUCCUUCCCGUCACAUUGUACGCCGCGUUGCACAGCUCGAGUUAUUUGGUCAAACUUCUCAAAGAGACGGGCCAUCAUUCGCCGCUCGUCGACCAUUUGGAGCGAUUCCAGUUGGCGCAAACGCAAAACGUGUUGGGAAUUAUCGCGUGCGCCGAGAUUUUCCUCGUGCCCCUGUUGGUCUCAUUGAUUUUGAGCGGCCGCGGCUCAUUGAUGCUUCCGUUCGUCUAUUAUCGCUUCUUGACCCUUCGCUAUUCAUCGAGAAGAAAUCCGCAUUCCAGACAAGCGUUCGCCCAAAUGCGAAUGUCUUUGGAGCAAAUCGCCUACGCCAACUCGUGUCCGCAAUUCGCGCGCGGUCUCAUCCAGAAGGCGAUCAGCUUCAUCUCAAGUCUCGCACCGCCGACGGUCGCUUAA
Messenger RNA from Caenorhabditis bovis, 792 nucleotides. The record is from the annotation of a GenBank genome assembly. Lineage: Eukaryota; Metazoa; Nematoda; Chromadorea; Rhabditida; Rhabditidae.